AUGCCAAGAUUGGGCUCUGAGAACCUCACUUCAGAAACAGGGUUCAUCCUCUUGGGACUCACCUCUCAUCGAAAAGAACAAAUUCUGCUCUUUGCGAUCUUCCUAACAAUCUACUUGCUCACAAUUUUGGGUAACCUGCUAAUCAUCAUAUUGGUAAACACUGAUGUUCAACUGCACACACCUAUGUAUUUCUUUCUCAGCCAUCUUGCAGGCCUGGAUAUUGUGUAUGUCACUACCACUUUGCCUCAGACUUUAGCCCAUCUCUUGGUUGGAAAAGGUGUGCUGUCCUUGACACGUUGCAUGUUGCAGGGAGGUAGUGCUCUGAGCUUGGGGAGUACUGAAUGUUUGCUGUUGGGUGUCAUGGCUUAUGAUCGCUACUUGGCCAUCUGCAACCCCUUGAGAUAUGCCUCUGCCAUGGACAGAAAGCACCAACAUCUGCUUGCCACCUCCUGCUGGAUCAUAGCAGGUGUCUUCUCGAUGGUCAAUGUUGUUUUCAUCCUUCGCCAUUCCUUCUGUGGUCCCAAUCAUAUUAACCACUUUUUCUGUGAGCUGCAUUUUUUGCUAGAUCUAGCAUGUGAUGAUAUAAAAGUCACCAAAGUCAUUUUCAAUGGUCUAUCAGCAUUUAUUGUUUUGGUUCCCUUUGGGGUUAUCUUGUGUUCCUAUAGUUGCAUCCUGUAUUCCAUUUGUCAAAUGCAGUCCACUACAAGAUGGCAGAAAGCUUUCUCCACAUGUGGCUCGCAUCUUGUUGUGGUCUCUUUGUUCUAUGGCACUAUCAUGUCUAUAUACAUAAUCCCUCAAUCAAGCUCAUUUCCUGACAGAAACAAAAACAUUGCAGUUAUGUAUCUUGUGGUCACUCCCCUGCUUAACCCCAUCAUUUACACUUUGCGGAAUAAGGAUGUCCACAGGGCUGUGGUCAAAGUGUGGAAAAGAAGGAACUUUGAAGGAAAACUAUGA
Messenger RNA from Protobothrops mucrosquamatus (brown spotted pit viper), 954 nucleotides. Its product is annotated as olfactory receptor 2D2-like. Gene Ontology annotation, biological process: G protein-coupled receptor signaling pathway. Gene Ontology annotation, cellular component: membrane. Lineage: Eukaryota; Metazoa; Chordata; Lepidosauria; Squamata; Viperidae. The transcript has a single exon. The coding region runs from base 1 to 954 and encodes 317 amino acids. Gene Ontology annotation, molecular function: G protein-coupled receptor activity; olfactory receptor activity. The record is from RefSeq and is a predicted model, not a curated record.